Momordica charantia (bitter melon) is the source of this 1217-nucleotide messenger RNA. RefSeq names its product putative inactive receptor kinase At1g48480. Lineage: Eukaryota; Viridiplantae; Streptophyta; Magnoliopsida; Cucurbitales; Cucurbitaceae. Gene Ontology annotation, biological process: protein phosphorylation. The record is from RefSeq and is a predicted model, not a curated record. Gene Ontology annotation, molecular function: protein kinase activity; ATP binding; protein binding.
AGGGCGGCGAGAAGGAGAAGAGAUUGGUGUUCUUUGGCAAUGUGGGGAAUGUGUUUGAUUUAGAGGAUCUGUUGAGGGCAUCCGCGGAGGUUCUCGGUAAGGGGACGUUCGGGACGGCGUAUAAGGCGACGUUGGAGACGGGGAUGGUCGUCGCCGUGAAGCGGCUGAAGGAGAUGACGGCGGCAGAGAAGGAGUUCAGGGAGAAGAUGGAGGAGGUGGGGAAGAUGAAGCAUGAGAAUUUGGUGCCUCUUAGAGCUUAUUAUUACAGUAGAGAAGAGAAGCUUUUGGUUUAUGAUUACAUGCCAAUGGGAAGCUUGUCCGCACUUUUACAUGGUAGUAGAGAGUCGGGAAGAACUCCAUUGAAUUGGGAAGCAAGGUCGGGCAUAGCCCUCGGAGUCGCCCGUGGGAUUCAUUACCUUCAUUCUCAAGGCCCCGCCAUCUCCCACGGCAACAUCAAGUCCUCCAACAUUCUCCUCACUCGAUCCUACGAAGCCCGUGUCUCAGACUUUGGCCUCGCACAGCUAGCAAUCUCCCCCUCAGCACCAACCCGUGUCGCCGGGUACCGAGCCCCCGAGGUGACCGAUUCCCGAAAGGUCUCGCAGAAGGCCGACGUGUACAGCUUCGGAGUGUUGUUAUUGGAGGUGCUAACAGGAAAAGCCCCCACACAUUCCAUCUUGAAUGAGGAAGGUGUGGACCUUCCUAGAUGGGUUCAGUCUGUGGUUCAAGAGGAAUGGACAGCUGAAGUGUUUGAUGAAGAACUUCUUAGGUACCAAAAUGUUGAGGAGGAGAUGGUUCAACUCCUGGAACUCGCUCUCCAAUGCUCGGUCCCGUAUCCCGACAACCGCCCGGGAAUGGCCGAGGUCGCCCGACGAAUCGAGGAACUCUGUCGAUCGACCUCACAAAAACAGGGUGAGGGAAUUGACAACGAUGGAAACAAUGGCAUUUCCACACAGUUUCAUUCAGUAAGCUCAGGUGAUCCACCAUCUGCAGGGUAGGGAUGAAGUAUAAGAUUGAAAAAUGGCAAAUUUAGUUUUUUUUUAAUUUUCUUUUUUGGUUCAUUACUAUUCUUGGGUUUAUUUUCCCUUUUUUUCCUCUCUCUCAUAUUAUACUUGUAAUUUUUAUAGAUGUAUUUUUUUUUAUAUGGAAAUUAAGCUUUGUAAAAGUACUGUUCUGUUGGUAUGUUGAGGGAAAUGGGAUUAUGGGAAUUCCUACAUUUA